AUGACCUCUUUGCCCUGUUCCCUCCCUGGUCGGGAAGGCUCUAAAGCUGUCUUCCCGGACCUCGCCCCCGUCCCGUCGGUAGUGGCCACCUACCCGCUUGGUCUGUCCCCCGCAACCGCAACCUCCCCCGAUUUGUCCUACUCCGGACCGCAUGGCCACCUCCUACCCUACCCGUACACCGGGCCGGCGACCCCCGGAGACUCCUACCUGCCUUGCCAGCAAUCCGCGGCUCACUCUCAGCCCCUCUGCGGCCCAACCGAGUCCCCGCAGGAACUGGAGGCGGACUCGGAGAAGCCGCCGCUGUCCCCGGAGCCCUCGGAGCGGCGACCGCAGGCCCCGACCAAGAAGCUACGCAAGCCGAGGACCAUCUACUCGAGCCUGCAGCUGCAGCACCUAAACCAGAGGUUCCAGCACACGCAGUACCUGGCGCUGCCCGAGAGGGCCCAGCUGGCAGCGCAGCUCGGCCUCACCCAGACCCAGGUAAAGAUCUGGUUUCAGAACAAACGCUCCAAAUACAAGAAGCUUCUGAAGCAGAACUCUGGGGGUCAGGAAGGAGACUUCACUGGGAGACCCUCUUCCCUGUGUCCCUGCUCCCCACCCCUUCCAUCCCUCUGGGAUCUGCCCAAGGCAGAAACCCUGCCGACUGGUGGCUACGGCAACAGCUUUGGAGCCUGGUAUCAGCAUCACUCCCCAGAUGUCUUGGCUCCACCUCAGAUGAUGUGA
This is a messenger RNA of Cynocephalus volans (Philippine flying lemur), 723 nucleotides long. RefSeq names its product distal-less homeobox 4 (gene DLX4). The transcript has 3 exons. The record is from RefSeq and is a predicted model, not a curated record. Gene Ontology annotation, biological process: cell differentiation; embryo development; negative regulation of transcription by RNA polymerase II. Gene Ontology annotation, molecular function: DNA-binding transcription factor activity, RNA polymerase II-specific; RNA polymerase II cis-regulatory region sequence-specific DNA binding. Bases 1 to 723 code for a protein of 240 amino acids. Lineage: Eukaryota; Metazoa; Chordata; Mammalia; Dermoptera; Cynocephalidae.